UGUUAAAUUGUUCGGUGAAGAAGUUUAUAUAACUCAAUACCCCCUCCCUCGCGCGCGACCCGGAAGCUAGGUGACCCGAACUUAGCCCUCACCACCAUCUGACCACCCUUGGGCCACCGCACCUCGACGGUUCACACACCAAACCCAGACCAAAGCAGUUUCCUCACGUUUUCUAUACCCUCCGUUUCCGACGUCUUAGAGUCGCUGCUCACGGUGGUGGAUUUGUACUCUUUAUGGUCGACGACGGAGACUUCUCUACUCUCCUUCAACGACUUUUGAUUGACAACCAUGUCGGAUGCUGAUUCUAAUGCUGCCGCUGCCACUACUACCACUGCCGCUGCCACUACUACCACUGCCGCCACCAUCGCCCAACCACCGACAGUUACCAAAUCUCCAGUGAAGGAGACAAAACGCUGGGCUGAUAUGGAAGAUGAGGAGUCAAACAACCCCGAGUCUAGUUCAAAUUCAGAGAUAAACAUUGAUAAUUUGAAAAUCGACGAGGACAAGAAGAAGAUAAACAAGUUCCUAGAUGAGCCAGAAGAUUCCAAUAUUAAAGCUGUUGUAUCUGGGGAAACGCCUUACACUUCAGCUAAAACUUUUGAGGAAUUGGAACUUAGAGAGGAGUUGCUCAAGGGCUUGUACGUGGAGAUGAAGUUUCAGAAGCCCAGUAAGAUCCAAGCUAUUAGUUUGCCAAUGAUCUUGACCCCUCCGCAUAAGGAUUUGAUUGCCCAAGCACAUAAUGGGUCUGGUAAGACCACUUGUUUUGUGCUUGGAAUGUUAAGUCGUGUUGAUCCCCAGCUCAAGGCUCCUCAAGCCAUUUGCAUCUGUCCCACUAGAGAGUUGGCUAUUCAGAAUUUGGAAGUUCUUCUUAAAAUGGGGAGGUACUCGGGAAUAAGUUCGGAGUGUGCCGUUCCGAUGGACAGCACAAACUAUAUAUCCAUUAACAAACGGCCACCUGUGUCGUCUCAAAUAGUAAUUGGGACACCUGGUACAAUUAAGAAAUGGAUGUCUGCCAAGAAAUUGGGGGUUAGUAAUGUGAAGAUUCUUGUUUUUGACGAGGCUGAUCACAUGCUCGCAGAGGAUGGCUUUAAAGAUGAUUCUUUGAGAAUAAAGAAGGAUAUUGAGAGAAGCAGUCCUCACUGCCAGGUGCUUCUGUUUUCUGCAACUUUUAAUGAAACAGUCAAGAAUUUUGUUUCGAAGAUAGUUAAAGAUUACAACCAGCUCUUCGUGAAGAAAGAAGACUUAUCUCUGGAGUCUGUCAAGCAGUACAAGGUCUUUUGUCCAGAUGAGAUGACCAAGAUUAAAAUAAUUAAAGAGAGAAUAUUUGAUCUGGGUGAAAACCUUGGACAAAGGAUUAUUUUUGUUCGAACACGAAACAGUGCAAGCAUGCUGCAUAAACAGCUUGUGGACGAUGGGUAUGCUGUUACGACCAUCCAAGGUGCCAACACACCAGAAGAGAGAGACAAAAUUGUUAAAGAGUUUAAAGAUGGUUUGACUCAAGUUCUUAUUUCAACUGACCUUCUUGCUCGGGGAUUCGACCAACAACAGAUUAAUUUGGUGAUCAACUAUGAUUUGCCGAUUAAGUAUGAUACCCAAGAACCUGAUUAUGAGGUUUACUUGCACCGAAUUGGAAGGGCCGGUCGGUUUGGGAGGAAGGGGGCUGUAUUUAACUUAAUUUGUGGUGAUAGAGAUGAAGCAAUAAUGAGAAAGAUCGAGCUCUACUUUCAGAGUGAAGUGACUGUGGUUAAGAAUACUGAUGAAGACUUUGAAAAGGCAUUGAAGCAAUCGGGUCUACUUUGAUUGAAAUUUAUAUGAUUAUGAUUAUUUUUUUUACCCUUGUACGAGUAUUAGACAGUCUUCCCACAACAUCCCCAUUGUAUUUAAAAGCUUUUGUCGUUUAAAGGAAAAUAAAUAUAUACAAUUGUUUUGUGGAGUUGGUGUGGCAUAACGUAUGCUGUGUUUUGUCUUGGGAUGAGUAUUGUAAUUUUACAAGAUGUCGUUUUUCGAAAUUACAUCGUUUGCACGGGUGGGAUACUGUCGUUCUUGAACAUAUGAGCUCUACUUUUGGUCUCUAGCAUAAUUGCAAACAUAAAUUAUUUUCUUGGCUGCA
Molecule: messenger RNA, 2110 nt
Organism: Humulus lupulus (European hop)
Lineage: Eukaryota; Viridiplantae; Streptophyta; Magnoliopsida; Rosales; Cannabaceae
Product: DEAD-box ATP-dependent RNA helicase 38-like
Exons: 10
Coding region: 289-1800 (503 amino acids)
Biological process (GO): poly(A)+ mRNA export from nucleus
Cellular component (GO): cytoplasmic stress granule; nucleus
Molecular function (GO): RNA binding; RNA helicase activity; ATP binding
Source: RefSeq, a predicted model, not a curated record